Messenger RNA from Pelobates cultripes (western spadefoot toad), 321 nucleotides. NCBI's taxonomy places the organism in Eukaryota, Metazoa, Chordata, Amphibia, Anura, Pelobatidae. The record is from the annotation of a GenBank genome assembly.
AUGGGAUGGUUGUUUUCCCCAAGAGUGGAUGCUGAACCCAGAACGAACAGUGGAUUCGCAGAUGGAGAGCGGCUACGAUCAGCUAAAGUGAUCCACAUUGAAGGACUUGCUGGAGAGCCGGGGAUGAAAUGUGAGCAACCGUCUGAAACAAGCUUUAAUCGUCAAACCCAUGGAGCUGGACCGAACCAAAUACGCUUUGCCUUGUUCGGGCCAAACCCUCCUGCCGAAAUAAUAAUGCAAGUGCUGGCAAAUGCUGAUGCAGAAGCAAAAAAAACAAGCGAGAAUGUCAACUACGCUCAGCAGAAAUCCAGCUUCGGGUGA